This is a messenger RNA of Pseudogymnoascus destructans, 495 nucleotides long. RefSeq lists its product as uncharacterized. Lineage: Eukaryota; Fungi; Ascomycota; Leotiomycetes; Thelebolales; Thelebolaceae. The transcript has 2 exons. The record is from RefSeq and is a predicted model, not a curated record. Bases 1 to 495 code for a protein of 164 amino acids.
AUGAAGACUCCCCGUGCUCCUUCUGUCGCUGGAUCGUCCCGCUUUGAGACUCCUGUGCGACACAACUUCCUUCGUGUGGGCACACCCACGCAACAGGCCCGCGCCACCUCUGUGGUGCCUGUGAUCGCUGCACCGGUCCACAGCCCCUUCCGUCGCCACGCGAAGGCCUCACUGCCGAUGUGUUUACACUGCUCUAAGCGCGUAUAUACCUCUCGUCUGGGCUUGAAUUGUACUCGCCCUAAUGUUAUGACACGCUGCUCUUAUUGCUCGGAGGGCCAUGCUCAUUGUCUGUCAGUCCCCAAAUUCGCCAUUCGUCGCCUGAACCGCCUACUCGAGGCCCACGCGAAGUUUACGGCCGCUCACGACCUCGUCGACGAAGAGGGCCAGUGCAACAUGAAGCUCGUUGACGCCGGCUCUGUGGUUGAGGAGGAGGCGGAGGUGGAGAGUGGUGGGGAUGGGGACGAUGGCGCAGGUGAGGGUGGCGCCGCCGCCUAA